CUUGCUAAUUCUUCUCUCACUUUCCAUAUUCUUCUUCUUGAUUCUAGAACAUUUUCUUCUCCCUUCUCCCUCUAAGAAUUCGGUUCCCUCCCUAUACUAUCUUAACCACCAAAACUUCAUCAAAUUACCAUGCAUUCACUACAUGAAUGGUACACAUAAGUUUCUAGAGGUGGUUUAAGCAAGAAAAACACUUCAAAACUUUUCACUCCCUUCUUAAUUCCUCAAAACCGCCCCCUCCUUCAACUUUCCAAUUCUUCAUUUCUCUUUCAAAUUUCAUGGGAAACCACAUAUAAGCUUGCUCUAGGGGACUCAAGAGUGGUAUGAUUACAAGAUAUACAAGUUAUUAUACGACAAGAUGGUUCGUGAUGAUGAAGAAGAAGUAGCUUGACCAUAUAGAGUACACUUCAGUGGAACUAUUUCGGAGGUAACAGGCAAGAAAUUCUAUGAUUUGUUCAGAGAAUAUCUAUUUAUUGUAAUUUUAAUGUAUCCGACGCCAAGUUUAACACACAUGCUAGAUAUCCUAGGUGAUUUCUAGUAGGGGUGUUUCAAAUUUGUAUAUUACUUGAUUUUAUUAUAGAGGAAAAUUUUUCCAGCCAUGAGCUGGAAGCAUUCAUUGUUACUGGCCACAGACUCCACUUCCAAACUCCAUAUAUUGAAUUUUAUUAUGUAUUGAAGCAAUUUAGGCUGCAGGAUAUAUUAUGACGAUUUCAUGCUUUGAAAAGAUACCUCUUUGACAACCAUCACUGCUAUAUUUGAUCUGGCUUUUACUAAGGAAAGGAAACAUCAACAUGGGGUGAUUAAGCUUUGGGUAUCAUGUCAUAUAAAAUGUAAUUUGCAGUUUUAGGUACGGUAUGAUAUAUGAUAUAUGGUGCAUAGCUUGAAAGAAAUAAGCUGAUCGUACCUAACUUCCGUUGAUCUUCUCAUAUGAUUUUUUUUACGCAGCAUAAUCUUUUUAAUUUUAAUAUUUGGGGCUGUGCGUUAUACAAUUAAGCAACUUGUAUCAUUUUUUUUUUUAUAUUGCAACUUGUAUCAUUUUAAGCAAUUGGGAUUAAUCAACGUAGAUGGUUUUAUUCCCUGUCCAACGUGAAUGUGUUUUACUAUAUUGUGAUAUUAUAAAGAUAUUUUAUAAAAAGGAGAUUAUUUUAGGAUAGGAUUAUUUAUUUUCUUCAAAACAUGGCAAUUAUGGGGGAACAAGCCGUGUGCAGCAGUAUACAAAACCUCAAAUCACUAUUAUGUAUAAAAGUAAAUCUUGUUAACUCUAUGCACAUGUCAUGCACAAUUAUAAAUUUGAUGAUCCUUGGGGAGGGAAAGAGAAACAAUGUCUCUGAAGACUUUUUUUGGAUGGAGUCUAUAAUAAGCCACCACGGUUCAAUGAGUUAUCUUUACAAUGAACUUGCAUAUGGAAGUUUAUGUAAUAGUAUAUUCUAUAAUAGUUGGUUUAUGUAGAAUUAACAGGAUGAUAUAACUGACAGAACAAAACCAAUGACAGCUGAAAAAUAUUUGUUGGUAAACAUUUUGUUUUUAAUUUAUCCAAUUGCCUAUUGUGCUGACAUGGAAAAAAAUGACAUAGCUUAGUUUGACUUUCAUAUUUCUAUUAGACUUUACCAAUUACCAAUAUAUAAUUCCAUUUGACUUUCAUUAUUGAUUCUUAAUUAACUUGGAUAAAUGAUUUUCAAAUAUGGAAUCUUCAUUUUAUAGCCUGGUUUGUUCUUGUUCCAUCUAAAAUAGCAAUGGACAUCUUGAAGUUCUUCUUUCAUUUGUUCAUAUUAUUUCCUGUCAUAUAUACCUCAGAGGACUAUUGUCAAAAUUCUUGGUGCAGUGAAAAUAACAUCCUUAUUCGCUUCCCUUUUCAAUUAGAAGUUGAUGGUGAUCCACGUCCUUAUUGUGGCUAUCCUGGUUUCAAAUUGUCUUGUACUAAUGAUGGCAAAACUGUUCUAACACUUCCUUAUUCAGGAGUGUUCUAUGUUCGCAAAAUCAACUAUCUCGAACACCACAUACAAGUCUAUGACCCUCAUCGUUGCCUUCCAAAUCGUCUUCUAAGUCUCAACCUUUCAGGUUCACCUUUCGUUACCGAACUUCUUACUAACUACACUGUCUUAAGCUGCUCAACUCCGAACAUGUUAGGAUCACAAUUCACACUUGACUGUCUCAGCAACUCUACGCAUUUUGUAUCAGCUAUUCCUUCACUGAGCUUCACCAAUUCAUUGCCUCAGUCUUGCUACAUCAUUAGAAAUUUUUCAGUUCCAGUUGCAAGUUCAUAUCCGGAAUUUUUUUUAAACAACUUCAGUGAAGAUCUUGAACUAACAUGGUCUUCACCGGAUUGUAGAUAUUGCGAAUUACAAGAUCGCAUGUGCGGAUUUGAGAGCAGAAACAACAAUCAAGUUCGUUGUUUCUCUAAUCAACAAACAGAAGUCAGAACUUUUGUAUCUUCAGGUCAUUCACAACAUAGUCUUAUGAUUUCUAGAAUCAUAAUAUUAUCAAUUGGGGGAGCAAUGAUGUGUGGAAUUGGGAUAGGAUGCGUAACAUGGUUCAAGCGUAGAAGAAGGACGAUAUCAGCUGAACCUUCCAUUGACAUUACCAUUACAAGGAUGAGGAUGGGUCUGGAUGAGUCAACAAUUGAGUCUUUUGGGAAGGUUGUGUUAGGAGAGAGCCGAAGGCUGCCGGGAGUGGGACACAACGAUGGAACCGGAUGUUGCUCAAUAUGCCUCUCAGAGUACAACAGUAAGGACAUAAUUAGAUGCAUUCCUGAAUGCAAACACUGUUUUCAUGCUCACUGCAUUGAUGAAUGGCUUCGCAUGAACGCUACAUGCCCAGUUUGCCGCAACUCUCCCUUCCCAUCUCAUUCUCUUCUUCAGAUAUCAUCAUGAAUCAACUUAGAGAACCAUUGCUUGUAAAUCACACUAUCAGAAGUUUAGGAUAUGUAUCAGUAUCUAGAUGGCUUAAGUUACUGAGUUUGCAUUCCGAUGAUAAUGCCAUUUUGUAUAGAAUUAACUUUAUAAAAUAAAAAAUUAGUUUGAAGUAAUUUGAUUUUGUAUUUGAAAAAUAAAAAAAUGUUGUAAGUAAUUUUUUAGGCAAACUUGUAUAAAACGUUCAAGCCUACAAAACUUCUUUUAUCAGUUCUGCUCAACAAACUGGGGUUAACAUCA
This is a messenger RNA of Medicago truncatula (barrel medic), 3146 nucleotides long. Its product is annotated as putative RING-H2 finger protein ATL21A. Bases 1731 to 2867 code for a protein of 378 amino acids. Gene Ontology annotation, molecular function: polysaccharide binding. The record is from RefSeq and is a predicted model, not a curated record. The transcript is spliced from 3 exons. Lineage: Eukaryota; Viridiplantae; Streptophyta; Magnoliopsida; Fabales; Fabaceae.